Messenger RNA from Hippoglossus stenolepis (Pacific halibut), 934 nucleotides. RefSeq lists its product as uncharacterized. Lineage: Eukaryota; Metazoa; Chordata; Actinopteri; Pleuronectiformes; Pleuronectidae. The transcript has 3 exons. The record is from RefSeq and is a predicted model, not a curated record. The coding region runs from base 104 to 445 and encodes 113 amino acids.
CACUCAUGCACAUAACGUCUGUUGACAACAUACCUGACCUCCUGCAGGAACAGUGGUGCUUUCUUCCCUUUAUAUCCCUGAGAGCUGGCUAAGAGGAGAUAGCAUGAAGCCUAAAUCUCUCCCAUCACGGUUGUUUAACAGAAACUCAGCUGCAGCAUCAGGUGAGGCUCUGAGCGUAGGAGCCGCACGCAAGUACCAGCGACAUGUGGACUGCGUGGAGGACUCUUCCUCCACGGACAGCGAGUCGGUGGCAGACAACAGCAGACAACAUGAGCGGUGCCACAGAGAAAUACACUUUGCUUUUCUGCCGGAGAGGUACGAGCCGCUGACGGAUGAUGAGGCGAAGGAAGAGAAGAAGAAGAGAAAGAAGGAGAAGUACAAAAAAGUAAAGAAGCCUCAGAGCGGAACGUUGGCAAAGCUCUGCGCUCCACCUGGAAAUGUAUGAUGCUUGGUCUCUACAACUUUGCUCUGGGUUACUCCACUCCGAUCACCGUGGCUGCUACUUUUGUCCCUGACUUUCACCGAGGGAGAACCUGAGCUGAUGCCCCUGAAUCUCGUCCAGUUUUAUUUUUUUUAUUUUUACAAGCUAUUGUGUAUAUAACAGCAAUGUCACCGAGCAAAGACUUUUGAUGUUGAUAAUAUUUGUGUAUUUGAAAUUACAUUUUUUUUUUUUACAAGUUUUAAUCAAAGAAUUAUAAAUUUUCUGAAGUUAUUUCUUGUGAUAUAUUAAAACGUGGCUGAUCUUGCUAAUUUUUUUUACUGAAAAACCUGUUGUUGGUCAUAAUGUGUUGUCAUGAUAUCUGGUAUAGUACAGCUACACUUUUUAACCAUAUCUGUGACAUUUUGAGAUCAUAGAUUUUAGAGAAAGGUGUAAAUUUCUCUCUGCAUAGACCUAAUGCUCAUUAUAUACCCCGAUUAAAAAAAUUGCACGUGU